This is a messenger RNA of Pan troglodytes (chimpanzee), 473 nucleotides long. Its product is annotated as high mobility group protein HMG-I/HMG-Y-like. Gene Ontology annotation, cellular component: nucleus; chromatin. The transcript has a single exon. The record is from RefSeq and is a predicted model, not a curated record. Gene Ontology annotation, biological process: regulation of DNA-templated transcription. Gene Ontology annotation, molecular function: transcription coregulator activity; DNA binding. NCBI's taxonomy places the organism in Eukaryota, Metazoa, Chordata, Mammalia, Primates, Hominidae. Bases 109 to 456 code for a protein of 115 amino acids.
GCGCCCAGCACCGCUGCUCCCGGCAAACCGGAGCAUGCACCGCCGGCCAGCGGCCGAGUUCGCCCAUCCCAGCCAUCACUUUUCCACCUAGUCCUUAGAGAAGGGAAGAUGAGCGAGUCGAGCUCGAAGUCCAGCCAGCCCUUGGCCUCCAAGCAGAAAAAGGACGGCACUGAGAAGCGGGGCCGUGGCAGGCCGCGCAAGCAGCCUCCGGUGAGUCCCAGGACAGCGCUGGUAGGGAGUCAGAAGGAGCUCAGCGAAGUGCCAACACUUAAGAGACCUCGGGGCCGACCAAAGGGAAGCAAAAACAAGGGUGCUGCCAAGACCCGGAAAACCACCACAACUCUGGGAAGGAAACCAAGGGGAAGACCCAAAAAACUGGAGAAGGAGGAAGAGAAGGGCAUCUCGCAGGAGUCCUCACUGGAGGAGCAGCUUCCUUCUGGGACUGGACAGCUUUGAUCCGCUCCCAGCCCCCC